AUGUCCAAUCUUGAUGACGAGACCCUCCUCACCGACUGGCGUGGAUUGUUUCCUGUUGGUGCCGCCUCGGCCGUCACUGCCGAUCUUGCCUCCGCCGUUGCUGACGGGGUGAAGGGCAUGAAGCCCAGCGGCGAGAGGCGCUCUGAUUCAGGAGCGGACGAGGAGGAGGAGAAGGAGGCCGACGACGUCGUCAAGGACGACAGCAGCGACGAGGACGACAGCGACGAGGACGAGGACGAGGACGACCGGAGCUUCGGACGGCGAGGUCUCGCUGUCCAGACUCAGAAGGCUCGGGGCAAAGCCCCCAUGGCCGGUGCCUCUCUGGCACGUUGCAGAGAAUCAGCACCGUCGCCGUCGCCUGAGCCAGGCGUUUCUGGGGAGCCUGAUCUCCCGGAUGAUGAAGCCCGGGAGGGGGAGGGAGCGGAGAGUGAGCAAGAGCUCACGAACGAUGACCCCGUCGCCCCAGGCCGCAUCUGGGGCGACGUGGGGAUGGAGGGGUAUGAGAUCCCGCUGAUCCCGGAGGAUCAGCGAAAGCAAGCGGUGGUCGUCCAACCCAGCGGCCACCGCUUCAAUGUCGGUAUGGGUGAGCAAGCUCACGCUAAAGUUGAGGCAAGUGUCAUAACCACCACCAACAACGUAGUCAUAUAUACUAAUCUUCAGCAGCCCAAGAGCGUGGCGGUCGUUGCCGGCGGAGUGGGAGGUUCGAAGGUUGAAAUGGCGAGUCGUGCCGCCACCUUCGACGAGGAGAGCGAGUACGCUGCGUCUGAGACUGAAUCAGUCGCUUCAGAAACUCCCUCGUUGGGAAGCAAGAUGCUGGUCGAUCAAGGUUGGGGUGUUGUUGAUGUGACCACCAUCUACGACAUUUCGGCUUGGCUGAAUGCUUCCCUGACCUUCCCUCCAACGGGUGUGAAGCGCAAGGCGGAGAAGGUUGGAGCUGGCCUCCCAGUGGCCAACAACCAGAAGUUUCAAGGGCGUCGCUCUGACCGCCCUUUCGUCAAGAAGCAGAGGCUCAACCGGCCACUGGGAAGCUCAGCUUCACCUGAAGGUGCUUCCACACCUUCACUUUCCUCAUCCACCUCAUCCUCGCCAUCAACACCACCUACACCCUGCCCGCCACCUCGAAAGGUGUCUGCGUCUGGAGCUGGCAAGAAGAAGCUCGUCCGCGAUCUUUGGACCCGCAAGCCGCUCUCUCCCGCGAAUGAACUCGCGGCAUCCGCUUUCUUCGCGGCAGACAUUUUCAUCCCCAUUCUCGGUGCAGCACCUACACCCUGCCCGGCGGUUCGACCUCCAAAGGUAAUUUCGACCAGAGGUGGCAAGAGGACCAAGCUCAAUCAAGAUCUUUGGACCCGCAAACCACUCUCUCCCGAGGCCGAACUCGCGGCAUCAGCUUUCUUCGCGCCACCAACGACACCUAUAUCACCACCAGUCUUCCCACCACUUCCCAAUACAGCUUCAUCCUACUCUUCCAAGAGGACCAGGCUCAGUACCGAUUCCCCAGCUCCCAAUACGAGUUAUUUCUCCUCUUCCAAGAGGAUCAAGCUCAGUCACGAUCGCCCACAAGCUCGAUCCAGCUCUGGCAGGAAGGCGAAGAAGCGUGAUCAUGAUCUCUGGACAUCUUACCUCAAGGGCCGCGAGCAGCUUAGAACUGGUCGAAGCCAGUAA
Aaosphaeria arxii CBS 175.79 is the source of this 1662-nucleotide messenger RNA. RefSeq lists its product as uncharacterized. Lineage: Eukaryota; Fungi; Ascomycota; Dothideomycetes; Pleosporales. The record is from RefSeq and is a predicted model, not a curated record. The coding region runs from base 1 to 1662 and encodes 553 amino acids. The transcript has 4 exons.